UACUAAAUAGUAGCAUCUAGCAAGGUUUGAGAUUUGCUGGAGCUCCAUGAUGUCAUUAUGAAUCCAAGUGAUCUUGCAGGUCACCCAUUCCAUCUAAUGCGACUAUUAAAGGUGUCUUGAAGCCUUUAGGUAAAGGUGAAUGAUGCACCAUUGAGGAGAAAAGAAAUUUUCCAAUUCCAAUGUUUGGCUCAUCCUUUUGGAUGCUAAGAUGUCUAAGGGCUUAUUUGAGACCAUGUAGUAAAAUACUCACUAAGUUGUUAUCUGAUACCUUCUCGAAAAAGGCUCAUCAAACAUUCAAAUCAUUAGGUAAAUUUGGUCUUUAAGCUUUGGUACCUCGAGUUGACUAGCUUGUCAAAUACAGUUUCAAGCCAUCACGUGAUAGAAUUGAAUUAAUGGUAUCUACUCAAUGUGAGUUAUCAUUUGCAUGUCAAGAGUUAUGUGAGUUUUCUGCUACUCGUCGAGACUUGGCUCAUGACAUGCGUUUUUAUUUGUAUAUCACAUGUUGGAACCUUGACAGGAUGCAACAUGUCUAUGGCAUGCACGCCAAGAAAGAUUUUGGGUCCUCCUUUUGGAAACACCCUAUUAUUGUUUUUUUGGUGAAGAUAAGAGGUACUCUUACAAGAAGCUUGUGCCGUCGUUAUCAGUUUACCAAAUGGAAGGGGACUUGAGCCCUUAAUGGUGCAACGGGGGAAAUUUUGCACAUUUGUUGGAUUCAGGUGUCGUUGAUAUUGCUACAACAUUCAGUAGCAUUAUCCAACAGUGCAUUCAUAUCAGGUGUCACUGGUCAAACCUAAAUUAUUGUGCUUGACAUAAGCAAGGCAACGUCUUCCCUUACACUAUCAACCAUAUUUUGAAAAAUGAACUCCCCAGCCUUGACAGCAACUCACCCCCAACCCUUUCUUCCACACAAAAGCCCUUUUACCUCUCCUAAUCAAACUUGUCUCCCAACAAAAACACAACAAAGCUCCCAACAAACCAACAAGAAUAACACAGACCCCACAGUCCAAUGGACCUCCUCCAUAUCGCGCCACUGCCGGAACGGCCACUUACACCAAGCUGUUUCGGAAUUCUCUCGCAUGAAACUAUCUGGGGUCAACCCCAAUCACAUCACUUUCGUCACCCUUAUUUCAAAUUGCGCUGAUUUUCCAUCAGAAUCUUCGUCUUUUGGUUCUAUGAUACAUGGACUUGUUUGCAAACUGGGCUUGGAUAAAAAUAAUGUGAAAGUCGGAACGGCACUUGUGGAAAUGUAUGCGAAAUUCGGUAGAAUGGAUUUGGCUAAGGCGGUUUUCGAUGCAGUGAAGAUGAAGAAUUCUUUUUCUUGGAAUACGAUGAUAGAUGGUUAUAUGAGGAAUGGAGAUAUGCACUCUGCAGUUAAAGUGUUUGAUGAAAGUCCCGUGAGAGACAUAGUAUCAUGGACUGCGAUGGUUAAUGGGUUUGUUAAGGGAGGUUAUGUUGAGGAAGCAUUAGAAUGCUUUCGAGAAAUGCAGAUAUCUGGGGUGGAGCUGGAUUAUGUAGCCAUUAUCGCUGUACUUACCGCCUGUGCUGACAUUGGCACGCUUGGUUUAGGCUUGUGGGUGCAUCGUUUUGUUCUAAAGCAAGACUUUAAGGACAAUAUCAGGGUGAAUAAUUCGUUGAUUGAUGUGUAUUCUAGAUGUGGGUGUAUUGAAUUUGCUCGUCAAGUUUUUCAGGGGAUGCAGAAGCGAACGUUGGUGUCUUGGAACUCCAUCAUUGUGGGAUUAGCUGUUAACGGAUUUGCAGAGGAAGCUUUAGAGUAUUUCAAUUUGAUGCAGAAAGAAGGAUUCAAUCCUGAUGGAGUCAGUUUCACUGGAGCACUAACUGCGUGUAGCCAUGCUGGUUUAAUUGAUAAAGGACUCCAGUAUUUUGAUGUUAUGCAUAAAGCCUAUAGAAUCUCUCCCCGGAUUGAGCAUUACGGAUGCUUGGUAGAUCUUUACAGUCGAGCAGGGAGACUGGAGGAUGCAUUGAAAGUCAUAGAAAACAUGCCCAUGAAGCCAAACGGAGUUGUUUUGAGCUCAUUGCUGGCUGCAUGUAGCAGUCUAGGAGAUAUUACCUUAGCUGAGAGGUCGAUCAAGUACCUCGUUGACUUGGACCCCGGUGUUGAUUCCAAUUAUGUGCUCCUUGCUAAUAUGUAUGCGGCAAUUGGGAGAUGGGAUGGUGCAAGCAAGAUUAGGAGGACAAUGAAAAGUCUUGGUAUACAGAAGAAGCCAGGGAUUAGUUCAGUUGAGAUUGGGAGUAGCUUCUAUGAAUUUGUGGCUGGUGAUAAGUCCCAUGUAGAAACAGAACAUAUUUAUGCGAUGCUGGAUCUUCUUUCUUUCGAUUUAAGAUUGCUUGGCUAUGUUCCAGAAACUGUGACUAGUGACCUAUAUGAAAAUGAUUAAACUUGGUAGAGAUUGAGGUUAGACUUCAGCUUCAGCCUUUGAAGGAUUUGUACUCGUUAGUCAUAUUUCAGUAGAAUUUUAUCUCAUCAAAGAUUGUGGAUUAUAUUAAAACAAAUUAAAUUUCCCAAAAAUGCCAAUA
Messenger RNA from Mangifera indica (mango), 2535 nucleotides. RefSeq names its product pentatricopeptide repeat-containing protein At1g05750, chloroplastic-like. Bases 858 to 2396 code for a protein of 512 amino acids. Lineage: Eukaryota; Viridiplantae; Streptophyta; Magnoliopsida; Sapindales; Anacardiaceae. The transcript has a single exon. Gene Ontology annotation, biological process: RNA modification. Gene Ontology annotation, molecular function: RNA binding; protein binding. The record is from RefSeq and is a predicted model, not a curated record.